Molecule: messenger RNA, 1008 nt
Organism: Salvelinus sp. IW2-2015
Lineage: Eukaryota; Metazoa; Chordata; Actinopteri; Salmoniformes; Salmonidae
Product: transcription factor HES-5
Biological process (GO): regulation of neurogenesis; regulation of transcription by RNA polymerase II; anterior/posterior pattern specification
Cellular component (GO): nucleus
Molecular function (GO): RNA polymerase II cis-regulatory region sequence-specific DNA binding; DNA-binding transcription factor activity, RNA polymerase II-specific; protein dimerization activity
Source: RefSeq, a predicted model, not a curated record
CCUCUCUCAGCUCACAACCCUCUCGCCUUCCUCAGAGAAGCACACUCUCUCUCUAACAGAAUGGCUCCUACCUACACCAGAGACUGUGACAACACCAUGCUCUCUAUUAAAGACAAACAUAAACUAAGGAAACCAGUUGUGGAGAAGAUGCGUAGAGACCGCAUCAACACCUGCAUAGAGCAGCUCAAGACCCUGCUGGAGAGGGAGUUCCACAAACAGGACCCCAAUGCCAAGCUGGAGAAGGCUGACAUCCUGGAGAUGACGGUGGGGUUCCUGAAGCAGCAGCUGCAGCCUCAGAGCCCAGUUCCUCAGAGGGCCCACAGUGAGGGCUACUCCCAGUGCUGGAGGGAGACACUGCACUUCCUGUCUUCCAGCUCCAUGAAGGACAUGAUGCUCCAGAACCUCCAGAGAGCUGGCCAGGACAUCUGUCUCUCCUCUCCACUCUCCUCCCAACACCAAAACCACAGCCAGGGUCCAGUGAAGCAGGCCACAAGUGGCCACGAACCAGUCUGGAGGCCUUGGUAGAACCACCGCAUAGAGAGACUCUCUGUCUCACAAACUGGAUGGGUGUUUACCAUCUUUCAUCCUGUAGGAAAUCUCUGUUUCUGAUUGUACUAUCUGCUUAGGUCCUUUAUGAAGGAUAGAAAACGUCAUAUGACAAGCGUUAUAGUUUGUUGUCCCCUGUAUGGAGCUGUCUGUAAAAUAGACUACUAUGAAUCUGCUUUGUGAGUAGACGUAGGCAAUACUUUUUCUGCUGCCUAAACUUCCUGCCAUGUGGCAUAUGACUCUUAUGGAGUCGACUCAGAUAUUGAUGAUGAAUAUAGAAUCAAUUGUAUUCUAAAUGCAAAAUAUUUAUUGGAGAUGAAUUAUCACGUUUAAGUGAAAUCCUUUUAUAAAGGAACAGAUUGCACAUGAUGAGUCAUCAUGCAUACUGGGGCGACAGGUAGCCUAGCAUUGGGCCGGUAACUGAAAGGUUGCUAGAUCGAAUCCCCAAGCUGACAAGGUGAA